GGCGCGGAGAAGGCGCCGGCCCCGGCCCCGGUCCCCGCGUCGCCGCGCCGCCCGCCCGCUCCCAAGCCUCAGCCUCCCGCGGCGGACCGAGACUCGAGCGGCGCGCCGGUGGCGCGGGCCGCGGCCCAGUGUGUGCAGUGAGAGCCCCGUCUCCCUGCGUGGUUGUUAAUAGACUGGAAAGUCUGUGUCUUGUCGCUCACUAGUAACCGUGAGUCUUUACCACCUCGUCGCCUCGCGGCGGCGGCCGGGAGCAGGUGCCCGCAGGCGGCGCAGCGGCCUCCUCGCGUCCUGCCCGCCGGCCCCGCCCCGUUCUUGACCAAACAUGACAGACUCUGAACACGCAGGGCACGACAGAGAAGAUGGGGAAUUAGAAGAUGGUGAAAUAGAUGAUGGAGGAUAUGAAGAAACACAAGAAAAGGAAACAAAAGAGGAUGAAAAGCAGAAAAGUGAGAAAGCCUACCGAAAAUCAAGAAAAAAACAUAAGAAAGAAAGAGAGAAGAAAAAAUCCAAAAGGAGAAAACGUGAGAAACACAAGCACAAUUCGCCAUCUAGUGACGGCGGUUCAGACUACAGUCUUGGUUCAGAUGUUGACCGGACAGAAAGUUCCCGUAAAAAAAGAACUGGUUUCUACAGGGAUUAUGACAUUCCGUUUCCUCAGCAUGGGCAUAUAUCAGGAAGCUACAUGUCAUCACAGAAAGGUCAACAUAACAAAAAAUUUAAAAAUAAGGAAUAUGAUGACUACAGUACCUACAGUGAUGACACCUUCGGUCACUACAGUCAAGAAAUAGAGGAAGAUUUUGCUAAUCAGCUGAAACAGUACAGACGAUCUAAAGAAAUCUCGAAUACUGCUUUAGGAUCAUCAUUUUCUAAAGAACCAGGGAAAAAGCAGAGAAUGAAAGGAGUUCAGCAAGGUAUUGAACAGAGGGUUAAAAGUUUUGUUGGUCGUGGACGUGGUUUGCCGAAGAAAAUCAAGCGCAGAGACCGUGCGGGGAGAGCCCACAAAGGCCCUGAUGGUUUUUCGGGAGUGGAUGACUUUCAAGAGAAUAAUAAACCAGGGAAAAAAUGGAAAGUUAUGACUCAGGAAUUUAUUAAUCAGCACACAGUGGAACACAAAGGAAAACAAAUCUGUAAAUACUUUCUGGAAGGGAGAUGUAUUAAGGGCGAUCAGUGUAAAUUUGAUCAUGAUGCAGAGUUGGAGAAGAGAAAAGAGAUCUGCAAAUUUUAUUUACAAGGUUAUUGUAGCAAAGGAGAGAACUGCAUUUAUAUGCAUAAUGAAUUUCCAUGCAAGUUCUAUCACACUGGAGCAAAAUGUUACCAAGGAGACAACUGUAAAUUUUCCCAUGAUCUUCUGACUAAGGAAACAAAGAAACUUUUGGACAAAGUGUUAAAUACUGAUGAAGAGCCCACAAAUGAAGAUGAAAGAGAGCUAGAAGAACUUAAGAAGCGUGGCAUAACGCCUCUUCCCAAACCACCCCCAGGGGUUGGACUUCUGCCAACCCCACCAGAGCCCUUUCCCUUUUCUGAUCCUGAAGACGAUUUUCAGACAGAUCUCUCUGAUGAUUUUAAGAAAAUUCCAUCUCUUUUUGAAAUAGUUGUAAAACCUACUGUGGAUUUAGCACAAAAGAUUGGGAAGAAGCCACCAGCGUUUUAUAACAGUGCCUCGCCCCCCGGACCCCAGUUUCAGGGGAGCAGCCCCCACCCUCAGCCCAUCUAUGGCUCUGGGUGCAGUCCAGGCCCUGGGCCUCACCCAUCCCCGGGACUCAGCCCCGCAGUGUGUGCAGCUUCCCCGGGUCCCCCGAGGCUGCCGAGCCCACCUCUGCCCCCGGGUCCCCCUGCACCUGUCCCGGCAGGCCCACCUCUGGCUCCACCUAACCCAAGUGGGGCCUACCACCCCCCAGACUUUCAGGGACCCCUGGUGAAUGCAUCCAGAGAGAACCACUGCCCCCCAGGCGCCUCCCACCUGCCGAGCCCCGGGGAAAUGCAGCUCAGCGGCUACGAGUCCCUGCAGGAGCCGGCUGAGUUCUAUGAGUCUUACUAUUCUCAUCAUGCCGUCCACAACUUCCCGCCCCCCGGUAACUCUGGAGAUGGGAUGUGGCGUGGCGAGCUGGCCCAGCAUCAGCCUCCCACCCUUCAUGACUCGUGUGACCCUGGGGCUGGCUCUGAUGGCAGCAGCGGGGCAGGCCACGGCCUUCGGCCUGCCCCUGCUCUCCUCCCGGCCGUGCGGAGGGCCCUUUUCGUGAGACUUACUCAGAAAUACCAAGAAGAUGAAGAAUCAAGCAGCACCCAGCUUCACAGGGCACCAAGCAAGGAAGAAGGUUUGUCAGAUGAUACUGUUAACUGGUAUUCCAGUAGUGAAGAGGAAGAAGGAAGCAGUGUCAAGUCAAUACUGAAAACAUUACAAAAACAAACAGAAACUUUAAGGAAUCAACAACAGCCUUCCGCAGAAGUCAACACUGACCCAAGGCUUGCUACGGAGAGAAGUAAAGUAAGCCAGGUGGUUGACCCCAGACUGAGGACCAUCCCGAGGCCGGGCGUGAGGAAGCCUCCGGAAUCUGUGCAGAUGGGUCUUAGGCUCGCCUGGGACCCCAGGAAAGUAAGAGAUGGCGGAAGUGGCCACAUAGGCUCUUCUGUUGGUGGAGCAAAAUUUGACUUGCGCCAUUCAAGUGCUGGUGCUAAUGCCAAACGUAAAAGAGGAGAUGAUGAUGAUGAAGAUGCAGGCAGAGAGCUGAGAGGGAAAGCUUUCCCGAUACCCCUGGAUGCUGCGCCUGGCCUGGUGCUCCAGGACCCACGGUCACAGCUGAGCCAGUGCAGUCACAUUAAGAUGCACAUCACCCUGAGCAGACCCAACUUCGCGAAGCAUGUUGUGUGGGCUCCGGAAGACUUACUUCCAGUACCCCUCCCUAAACCUGACCCGGUGUCCUCCAUCAGUUUGCCUCUGCCCCCCCUCAUAGCUGACCAGCGGCUUGGCAGGUCUUGGAGUACGAAAGGUGACCCUCAUUCCAACACGGUGCCCCUCGACGUGAAAUCGGCAGCCAGAGCCAGAAACAGCACAGCAAACAGAGAUGGCCGCCCGGAGCGAUCUGGAGACGCUCAUGGUUCAGGAAGUAAAUUAGGAGAUCCCAGGCUGCAAAAACAUUUUGAUCCUAGACUUCACAGACUGCCUAGUUCGGAGCCUCAUCAGGUGGUUGCAGUGGACUCACGCACCUCCACAAGUGCCCCUCAGGUGGCCACACCAAACCCUGGCUCAUCGCAGCCCUCAGCAGCCGUUCCUAGCAAUUCUGGUUCCAGGGCUCUGCCCCCCUAUGCCCCUAAACUGUCAUCUUCAGCUGGCCUUCCCCUGGGAACCCCAAGUUCAGUGCUUAGUGGUAUUAGCUUGUAUGACCUGAGGGAGCCUGGCUCUUCAACUCCAUCCGAGCUAGCAACAGUUUCUUUAGGAGAAAAUGCAGAGAACCAGAAAAAAAGUGGAGGUUUCAAAAGUAGUGGCACGAACACAUCUUCCCCCAGAGAAGCCGUCCUGCCACAGAAAACCGCUCCUGACGCUGGCGCUCCAGGCGACGGGCCCGCCGAGCCCCCGGCACCCGCCAUGCACAGCCUCCCUGUGCAGGCGCUGGCCGGCCUGGUCAGGCCCCAGUACAGCGAGCGGCAGGCCAGGCCCCCGGGGAGCCCGAGCCCGGGCGACGGUCCUGGCGGAGAGCCGGAUGGCACACGGCUGCGAGAGGUCUUCAAGGCCUUCGACCCCACUGCGUCCCCGUUCCGCUAGCGGUGGGCUGCAGGCAGGGGUGCGCUCCUGGGAAACACCUGCAGCCCUCUGCUGCUUCCUAACUGUUUACCUCUGUAGUUUAUUUAUUUUUAAAUUAUAAACAUUUUUCAGCUGCUAGUGUCAGAACCACAUGAAGUUAUAGCCUCUAAAGCCUGUGGCAUUUUAUAGAAUAUUUUUAUAACUUUCCGAGACUGUAGUGAUUGACAUAGAAACCUGUAUAUCAUGUCAGCAUCCGUAAAAGUACUUUUGUAAAUAAACCAUCAUGAACUCAA
Messenger RNA from Choloepus didactylus (southern two-toed sloth), 4032 nucleotides. It is a transcript of the gene ZC3H6, whose product is annotated as zinc finger CCCH-type containing 6. Bases 323 to 3760 code for a protein of 1145 amino acids. Gene Ontology annotation, molecular function: metal ion binding; RNA binding. The transcript has 12 exons. The record is from RefSeq and is a predicted model, not a curated record. NCBI's taxonomy places the organism in Eukaryota, Metazoa, Chordata, Mammalia, Pilosa, Megalonychidae. Gene Ontology annotation, biological process: negative regulation of DNA-templated transcription. Gene Ontology annotation, cellular component: nucleus.